Molecule: messenger RNA, 1167 nt
Organism: Pocillopora verrucosa
Lineage: Eukaryota; Metazoa; Cnidaria; Anthozoa; Scleractinia; Pocilloporidae
Source: RefSeq, a predicted model, not a curated record
AUGACGUUGGUCGAAGUUUUUUCAUUCGCGUCCUUUUUUCUGCAAGUUAAGAGCGUUUGCCUCAGUGACACAUGUCAGAAAAUUUCACUUGAUGUGCAUCGAGAUGCGGUGCAAGAUUCAAAGUUUGUUGGCCAUGUCUUUCACAGUUCCAAAACAUUGAGUCCAGUUCAGUGUUACAUGUGGUGUAUCGAAGACUGUCGGUGCUUGUCAUUUAACUACAACGAUACAGAUGAAGGAAAAUUCUGUGAAUUGAAUGAAGCAAAUCAUUUUACGCACAAGAGCUCCCUCAAACCUUCUCUGGGCUCAACUUAUUACAAUCUCCGCAGGGACGACUUUAUAAAGAUUAAUAGCGAUAUGGUUCCAUGUGUUGGUGACGUCACGUGUGGCAAUGACUGUUGCAGGAACAAUCUGUGUCUCAAUGGUGGAACCUGCACUGAGAUCUGUGAGCCCACAAGUGUACGGUACAGUUGUUCCUGUCCAGAGUUGUUUGUUGGGAAACAUUGCGAGACUAAGCCGGGAAGUUGUCAGGAUUACAAAGCAGCCGGCUUUAACUCAUCUGGAUUGUACAAAGUCACUGAUGGUAGCAAUCAAACCUUCACAGUGUUCUGUGACUUUGAGUCAGAGCCUGAUUUCGCUUGGAACCUGAUUGAGUCAUUCAGUUUGUCCAACAAAAAUCUUGUUCAAGUAAAUAGCAUUGUAUUUUCCGACUAUGAUGAUUCUAAAGCGGUCAGCGGUGAGACACCAAACUGGCAGACAUACUUGAUCCGUCCAUCGUACUUUGCAUGGCUUGGCUCCCAGUCCACUCACUGGCGAGCCACUUGCCGUUAUGACACAGACGGGGUGGUUUACCGUGACUACAUGCGAACUUCGUUUGAAGAUUUCGACCUAAUGAAUAUCCAAGUUCCAAUUGUCGCAAAGUGUGUCAAGUUUGAGAUCAUCAAUGUUAGAGGCUAUGAAUGUAAAUCAUGCACAGCACCUUUGUGGAACAAGAAAGACCAAAGCGCUUUGCAUACAGACAGCAGCAGAAGUUUCUGUCAGUUCAAUGGAAAUCGUGGUAACGUCGUCGAUAAUGAGGACAAUUUUGGUAGUUAUAAUACUGUCAAUCCUGCUUUUCGUUGUACUUCUAGUGCUGACGCUACAACUCAGUUCUGGGUAGGAGGAAAGUAG